Messenger RNA from Gadus chalcogrammus (walleye pollock), 6382 nucleotides. Its product is annotated as cullin-1. Gene Ontology annotation, biological process: SCF-dependent proteasomal ubiquitin-dependent protein catabolic process; protein ubiquitination. Lineage: Eukaryota; Metazoa; Chordata; Actinopteri; Gadiformes; Gadidae. Gene Ontology annotation, cellular component: SCF ubiquitin ligase complex. The coding region runs from base 3356 to 5686 and encodes 776 amino acids. The record is from RefSeq and is a predicted model, not a curated record. The transcript is spliced from 22 exons. Gene Ontology annotation, molecular function: ubiquitin protein ligase binding.
AUUUUAAACGAAUAAUACGGUGAACACUCGCCCAGUGGCGUUUAUUAAUUAUUAUUAUUUUUACAUAAAAGGUUGUAGCUAACGGCUAGCUCGGCUAAACGCGUUAGCCAAAUGUUUUCCUGACUCAUUAUUGAGUAGUAUCGUUAGCCAGGGUGCCAUUUUGCACCACUGUAGGGGUUUUCACAAGGUUUUACCACCGUAACCAUUGACUUUUGCCCUCUAUCACAUGGAGAUCUUGGACAUGGUGGGGUGGGAUUGUUGGUUCCGAGUAUUUAGAGACAGCCACGGCGAAGGAUUCAAGUGUAAGUGCUGGAUGGCUAUGCUGCUAGCUCCCCGAAGCUAACCUUACUGUAGUGCGGCUAACCUGGUUAAUCCAACACUGCUAGUGUGAGCAGGGGGUCCACACUGACACCAGACAGGGCUGAUCGCUGUGCCAGUCAACCCUUUUGCGGGAAAUGUGGUCCACAUUGGAGUUAUUGUAUCGAAACAAUUGUGUCACCGAUUUGUGUUUCGCCAUAACACCUCGCAUCACGAAGCUGAGCUGAAUAUCAUAUUGCAUAAGCAGUGUGGGUCAUAGCUAUUCAAACAUGGGUAACGUUAGAGGCGAUACGUACCCUGGUUUAAAGUGUCCUGAGACCUGUAGUCCAUUACAAUAGUGUCAGUUAGAUCCUUUUAGAUCCAUGACAUCCCAGGCAUACUGGUGUGUUGUUGUUUUUUUAACAGCACACAUGCUUAACAAAGACUAUUCAAAUAAGUAUUUGAUACGUAGUCGUAUGUGGCUCCACAUGAACACUUCCGUAGUGGUAUUUAUAUUAAUUCACUGCUCAGUACUUUUGUUUUCAAUGUAAUGUAUUCAAAUCUGCAUCGUGUCCCUCAAAAACUGAACAUCACAAGUCCUGUUUCCAUGCUGCAAAAUAGCAAAUACUGGUAGAGUUGGAGCAAACAUUUAAAAAAAAUCGCCUUUUAAUCUGUGUCAAGUCGUUUCCGAGGGUAUCAAUGCAUGCUUUAUGUUGGUCACAUACAGUAGGACCUAUAUUGACUGGGGAAAUGUGCCUACAUUUUCUUUUAACAUAUUGCUUUCACUCUCAACUGAACCAGACUUUGUAACUCUCUCAGAUAUGUUAUUCCGUGUUACUGUGAAGCAAGCCGUGAAUAUAUCAAGGGCUUGUUUUCACACUGGGGGUAUUGCUAAUAUGUGAUCUGGACAUGGUUGCAACACCCCCCCCCCCCCCCCCCCCCAUUGCCUACAAGAACAUGCUGUGUCCAGUCCACAAGCCUGGACCUCAGGUGUGUAAACUCAGUGCGUCUGCCGUCUUUGUGUUUGUCAACAUGAGAGGCUAGCCCCAUAGCCAGUGGCCAACUGCUUCUGAUUUAAUGGAUCUAGUUGAACUCUAAUUGACAUGCUUCGUAUUCGUAAUCCAAUCAUUGUGUCAAAUCAUUGAGGUUAUUUUUUGUUUUAUUUUCUUUAAUUCGUUAUGCGAGUCGGAGUAGGUCAACAAAGUACACAUUGGAAUCCGCAUUCUGAUCGGCCUUAAUCGCUAUGACGUAAUUAUUCGGGGUUAUCGAUUACCUGACAACGGGGUGACCCGUUGUCAGGCAUGAUGCUGGUUAACGUGUAGGUUGGCGGUGACUCGGAUGAGGGGAGUGGUGGUACCACAGUGUCCCAGUAAUGGGGUACUGGUCUAGAGUCACUGCCUGGACGCUUGAAUGCUGAGCAGAAGAAAUCACAAGCUGCUUACGCUAAUGUAAUGCUGUUGGACACCUCACGUGAUCAUCUCAGGACACACAGACACAUAGCCGUAGCAUUAGUCAAAGGGCUGACGAGUUUGUCUAAGGUAACUGGUAUGUUAUGAUUGAGUGCAUCCUUUAUGAUGUAGUCAGUCUGUAUUAUAGUGACCUCCAGGGCAGGGACAUAAUAGUCAUAACCAGAUGACAUGAGGUGAUCGUCUAAUACAAAUUACAAUUUGAGGUUGGAAAUAUUUUAUAUUCCAUCAUACAUGGAAUUUCCAUAGACGCCUGGUUAAUAUGAACAUGGUCCUGCAGUGUGUUUUCUGAAUGUAGGCUACUGGGUCGGUCUGUCUGGCCAAAGCACAAUGAUUGGUGUAAUAGGAUUCACCUGGCUGAGCCUGGGUUUUCCCACGAUGCUUUCCCACUCCGAGCGACAUCACUUCCUCUUCCUCAAUUAGCAUACCGGGCCUACUUGACCCUUGAGUCGGAUAACUUCAAGUACCUGAUAGACACAGAUAGUGGCAGUGCCUUUUUGUGAAAGAGAAACCGAAAUACAAUCAACAAUCAGGGAGACUGUGGAAGUCUUGGUCCAAACAGGGGGACUUCAAAUCAGACAGGAAGCAGAAGAACUGGGUCACCACAUUGGCGUCCUGGUGACAGCGGAACUCCCAUUGUUGUCGCGGCAACACUGUUCCAUCUUCCUCCUGCCCUCCUCAGUUACCUGAUGCGUCGCGGUCAGUGAUGACUUCAAAGGUUCCCUUCUGAAACACAGCCAGUGCAUCUCAUACCGCUGAGAUUACUGUUAUUUGAUAAGCAGUGAGGUAAUGCAUGGAGGAGUACAUCAGUAGGGAAACUGCGUACUGCGUAUCUCUAUGGGAUGGGCGGGAUGUAAAUGUAAGACAUAAAAAAAGUGUAUCUUCAACCCAAUCACAACAAACAGACUUGGGACUUGUUUGAUGGGAUGACCAAAGAUGACCCCUGUUGCCUCAUCUGCCAUCUUUUAAAUUGGUCCAAUUAUCUCAUGGUAAACUGUUUCAUGGUGGAUAAGCCAGGGGUCAGAGUUCAACACGGUUUACAAUGCGUUUCCUCAUUGUGUAGGUUGGCGCAGCUCUUUCACUAGCCAAAUGAACACUGGCAGCGUGUGCUGAGCACUAAUGCCAUAGAGUCCCUUGGCUUUGCUUUAACGUAGGCGUACUUCCUAUGGUUCGGCUUUUUGGCAGGAAAUUAUCCCAGUCAAGACAAGCCAGCAAACUGCUUUGUAGCAUGGCGUUUUUGUUGUUGUAGGUCGAACCCCAAAGAGAAAUUCACCUCUUCAAUGGUAAAGGCAGACGGGCAUCAUCAGAUCCAUUGUGACUGGAAUUUUUGUGAGGCAAGCCGUGUCUGUUAGGUGUGGCAGACAGCGCCACCCAGGUGUACGGAGUGGAACUGCAGGCAACGGACAGACCGCACGUCAGAGGACAUACUGCUGCUCCAGACCGACCGACGACAACGGGUUUCCACACGGGAACAAGCUCUCUCCGCCGGGAGAGGAGACGGGAGAAGCGGGAAGCUCACAGGAGCAGGAAGGUGUAGGCGUUCCUCCAUCUUUCUUUUUUGACGGAGAGAAGGGAGCGAGGGGCGUGCGAAGAUGUCGUCCGGCCGGACCCAGAACCCCCACGGGCUGAAGCAGAUCGGACUGGACCAGAUCUGGGAUGACCUGCGCUCGGGCAUCCAGCAGGUGUACACCAGGCAGAGCAUGGCCAAGGCCCGCUACAUGGAACUCUACACACAUGUCUACAACUACUGUACCAGCGUGCACCAGUCGAACCAGGGCAGGGGGUCGGCCCCCCCCACCAAGCCCUCCAAAAAGACCACCACCCCCGGGGGGGCCCAGUUCGUGGGCCUGGAGCUCUACAAGAGGCUCAAGGAGUUCCUCAAGAACUACCUGACCAGCCUGCUCAAGGACGGGGAGGACCUGAUGGACGAGGGCGUGCUCAAGUUCUACACGCAGCAGUGGGAGGACUACCGCUUCUCCAGCAAGGUGCUGAACGGCAUCUGCGCCUACCUCAACCGCCACUGGGUCCGCCGGGAGUGUGACGAGGGCCGCAAGGGCAUCUACGAGAUCUACUCGCUGGCGUUGGUAACCUGGAGGGAGUGCCUGUUCAGACCUCUCAACAAACAGGUAACGAACGCGGUGCUGAAGCUGAUCGAGAGGGAGCGGAACGGGGAGACCAUCAACACCCGGCUCAUCAGCGGCGUGGUCCAGUCCUACGUGGAGCUGGGUCUGAACGAGGAGGACGUGUUCGCCAAGGGCCCCACGCUGUCGGUGUACAAGGAGUACUUUGAGUGCCAGUUCCUCACGGACACGGAGCGCUUCUACACGCGGGAGAGCACAGAGUUCCUCCAGCAGAACCCCGUCACGGAGUACAUGAAGAAGGCGGAGGCCCGCCUCCUGGAGGAGCAGCGACGGGUGCAGGUGUACCUCCACGAGUCCACGCAGGACGAGCUCGCCCGCAAGUGUGAGCAGGUCCUCAUCGAGAAGCACCUGGAGAUCUUCCACACGGAGUUCCAGAACCUGCUGGACGCCGACAAGAACGAAGACCUGGGACGGAUGUACAACCUGGUGUCCCGGAUCACAGACGGCCUGGGGGAGCUGAAGAAGCUCCUGGAGACCCACAUCCACAACCAAGGCCUGGCCGCCAUCGAGAAGUGUGGCGAGGCCGCUCUGAACGACCCCAAGGUGUACGUACAGACCACCCUGGACGUCCACAAGAAGUACAACGCCCUGGUCAUGUCCGCCUUCAACAACGACGCCGGCUUCGUGGCGGCGCUGGACAAGGCCUGCGGUCGCUUCAUCAACAACAACGCCGUCACCAAGAUGGCCCAGUCGUCCAGCAAGUCCCCCGAACUGUUGGCCAGGUACUGCGACUCUCUGCUGAAGAAGAGCUCCAAGAACCCUGAAGAAGCAGAGCUAGAGGACACCCUCAACCAAGUGAUGGUUGUGUUCAAGUACAUCGAGGAUAAGGACGUGUUCCAGAAGUUCUACGCCAAGAUGCUGGCCAAGCGGCUGGUUCACCAGAACAGCGCCAGCGACGACGCCGAAGCCAGCAUGAUCUCCAAGCUCAAGCAAGCGUGCGGCUUUGAAUACACGUCCAAGCUGCAGCGCAUGUUCCAGGACAUCGGCGUCAGCAAGGACCUCAACGAGCAGUUCAAGAAGCACCUGAGCAACUCUGAACCCCUGGACCUGGACUUCAGCAUCCAGGUGCUGAGCUCUGGUUCCUGGCCGUUCCAACAGUCCUGCACCUUCGCUCUCCCCUCAGAGCUGGAGCGUAGCUACCAGCGCUUCACAGCCUUCUACGCCAGCAGACACAGCGGCAGGAAGCUGACGUGGCUCUACCAGCUGUCCAAAGGAGAGCUGGUCACCAACUGCUUCAAGAACAGGUACACCCUGCAGGCGUCCACCUUCCAGAUGUCCAUCCUGCUGCAGUACAACACAGAGGACAUCUACACGGUGCAGCAGCUCACCGACAGCACCCAGAUCAAAACAGAUGUCCUGUUUCAGGUCCUGCAGAUCUUGUUGAAGUCCAAACUACUGGUGCUGGAGGAUGAGACAGCCAACGUGGACGACAUGGAGUUCAAGCCCGAGGUUCUGAUCAAGCUCUUCCUGGGAUACAAGAAUAAGAAGCUCAGGGUGAACAUCAACGUGCCCAUGAAGACGGAGCAGAAGCAGGAGCAGGAGACCACCCACAAGAACAUCGAAGAGGACCGCAAGCUCCUCAUUCAGGCUGCCAUAGUGAGGAUCAUGAAGAUGAGGAAGGUCCUGAAGCACCAGCAGCUCCUGGCCGAGGUCCUGAACCAGCUGUCGUCCCGCUUCAAGCCCAGAGUCCCCGUCAUCAAGAAGUGCAUCGACAUCCUGAUCGAGAAGGAGUACCUGGAGCGGGUGGACGGGGAGAAGGACACCUACAGCUACCUGGCCUAGCCCCGCCCCCUCCUUCACCUUUCAUUAGUUCUUUCUUUUAUCUCAGUGUCGAAGUAACAUAAGUGUGAGGCGCGGCCGGCCCAGCGGGUUGUCGCCACAGCAACGAGAAGCACUCAGCCACCCCCCCCUGCCCCCCCCCUCCCCUCAGGUGUUGUGGGCACCUGGGGGCGUCAGACAAAACCCCACCAACCAAUGGCGUCUGAUCCCGCCUCCCGGCGACCCCAAGGACAAACCGCUAUUGCCCCCCCCCCCCCACUACACACACAUGCACACAUCCCCUGUAUGUUUUCAUGGUGUAAAUAUGAACGAGAACUCUGGAAGAGACGAGUUGAUGUUUGGCCAGUCGUGGGAGGAGCAUGGAGCAGGGGCCAUCUGCAUGCCACCGCCCACCGUCGGAAGCCCCGCCUCCACCAGUUCCUAUAAUUUAUGUUCCUGUCUUAAUGGCAAACAGCAGCCGGGGUGACGGAGGGGCGAGGGCAGUGAGAGCCCGACUGGCAUAAACAUUCACACCCCCACCCCCUCCAGGACCAGCCGGAUUUGAACCGGGGGGGGGAAUGCUUGGAUUGGUUUUUGUUUUUCGGUCGGCUGGAACACCCUGUGCGGCAGGUGGACAUUUGUAUAGUGUUUCAUUUUCUAAGUGUGUGAUGAAUAAAAAGUUAAGAUUUCUCUAACAAAUGGUCCGUCAGGCUUUGUGAA